Mercurialis annua (annual mercury) is the source of this 1876-nucleotide messenger RNA. RefSeq names its product AAA-ATPase At2g46620. The coding region runs from base 247 to 1692 and encodes 481 amino acids. The record is from RefSeq and is a predicted model, not a curated record. Lineage: Eukaryota; Viridiplantae; Streptophyta; Magnoliopsida; Malpighiales; Euphorbiaceae. Gene Ontology annotation, molecular function: ATP hydrolysis activity; ATP binding. The transcript has a single exon.
AUACAAGGCUUCACCUCAUCUUCCAUUUUAAAUUUAAUUAUUUGUUUUCUCCUUUUCCCUUUGACCCAUCAAAAACUGGUUGGCAUUUAGCCGUCCCAAACUUUUUAAAUUUUAAUUUAAACUGAAACUCUUCCUCUUAUUUAAUCUGUUUUCACUUCUAGAUUCUCUUUAAAACCCUAUUUUUAUUCCUUAUCAUGACCUUCAAAUUUCCCCAUUAAAUCCCAUUUUUUUCUUGAAUAAUUUGUCAUGAAAAUUCUCUGUAACCCAUUUUUUCUUUUGCUAACGGCCGCCGGUUUAUUAUUUCUCCUCCGUGUAAUUCUAAUCAAGACCGGCCUGAUUUUCUUGAUUGAAAAAUGGUGGAGACUAAUUCAAGAUCGUGUCCAUGUCUAUCAGUUUCUUAAAGUCCCGGAAUUCAACGAAAACAUGCAAGAAAAUCAACUCUACCGGCAAGUCUCCGUUUAUCUGAAUUCUUUAUCGUCAAUGGAGGAUUCCGAUUACACCAACCUCUUUACCGGAAAAAAAUCAAAUGAUAUAAUUCUCCGACUCGACGAUAACCAGGUAAUUGACGAUUAUUUUCUUGGGUCUAGGGUUUCUUGGAAGAACGAAGUGAAAACGGAUUCAAUCAAAGCUUUGGUUUUAAAGAUUAGAAAAUCCGAUAAACGGAGAAUUCUCCGGCCGUAUCUCCAGCACAUUCACACAGUUUCCGACGAGCUUGACCAGAAGAAGAAGGAAUUAAAGCUGUAUAUGAACAUCAAUCAGAAUCAAAUCGGACGGUGGAGAUUCGUCCCGUUUACUCAUCCGUCGACGUUUGAGACGAUAGCCAUGGAGUCUGAUCUCAAAUUGAAAUUAAAAUCGGAUCUUGAAUCGUUCCUCAAAGCCAAACAGUAUUAUCAUCGCUUAGGCCGCGCGUGGAAACGGAGUUAUUUAUUGUACGGUCAAUCCGGUACCGGAAAGUCAAGCUUCGUAGCGGCGGUUGCUAAUUUUCUUGAUUAUGACGUCUACGAUAUCGAUCUUUCAAAGGUUUCCGAUGACUCUGAUUUUAAAUUGCUGCUUCUGCAAACCACGAGUAAAUCGGUGGUUGUGGUUGAAGAUCUUGACCGGUUUUUAUUGGAUAAACCGACCGCGGUUAGCUUAUCGGGUAUUUUAAACUUCAUGGACGGGAUUUUAAACUCGUGUUGCGCGGAAGAGAGGAUUAUGGUUUUUACUAUGAAUAGUAAGGAUCAUAUCGACCCGGCUAUUCUUAGACCGGGUCGGAUCGAUGUUCAUAUCCAUUUUCCGUUGUGCGAUUUUUCGGUAUUCAAAUCACUGGCGAACUCGUACUUGGGAGUAAAAGAGCAUAAGUUGUUCCCGCAAGUAGAGGAGAUUUUCCUAACCGGCGCGAGUUUGAGUCCAGCUGAAAUCGGUGAGUUAAUGAUAGCCAACCGAAACUCGCCGAGUCGGGCGUUGAAAUCGGUUAUAACCGCUUUGCAAACGGAGGGUGAUUGUAGAGGGUCGGUAAAUAUCGGGCGGAGUAUAUUCGGAAACGGGUCGAGGGUAUCCAUGGACGGCGAACCGGGUGAUAAUUCGGGUAUAUUUAGUAGGGAAAGUGUGAAUUCUAUUACGGAUAUUAGGAAAUUAUACGGGUUGUUGAGAUUAAAAGGCAGCCGUAAAGCACAGUCGUUCAAUUUGACAAAAGGGCAAAAGGAUGGGUGAUCGUACGGUGUGGAAACAUUUCGUAUAAAUUAACGAUUUUAAGUGUUAGAAAAGAUGAUGGCGAAUGUUAAUAGAAGGAAUAUAGUGUAGAUUUAGAGUAUUUGAUGUUUUGAGAUUUUGGUAUUCUUUUUUGGCUUUAAUACAUUGUUCGUACCCCAAUUAGAAAAAGAAUAUGAUUCUCUCA